This is a messenger RNA of Chlamydomonas reinhardtii, 4315 nucleotides long. RefSeq lists its product as uncharacterized. The transcript is spliced from 21 exons. The coding region runs from base 132 to 4079 and encodes 1315 amino acids. The record is from RefSeq and is a predicted model, not a curated record. Lineage: Eukaryota; Viridiplantae; Chlorophyta; Chlorophyceae; Chlamydomonadales; Chlamydomonadaceae. Gene Ontology annotation, cellular component: Golgi membrane.
GAAUAGAUCUAGCUUCAAUACGCGCUACCGAGUCCCAUCCCGCGCUGCUGCAACUGCCCUUCAGGCGCAAACUGCAUUCUUUCCCGGUCUUGCAAUGCCCAGGUACUAGCAUAUAGUACAAACUGGCGAUAAUGACACCGGGGCGGGCCUGGCACCUGCUGUUCGGGUGCAGUCUCUUGACCGCUGUGCACUGCAUGGCAGCAACAGCCGCGGAGCUGUCGACGUUGAGGGAUGACAAACAAGGCAAGAUGCACACAUCGACGCCGUGGGGUCGUCUGCUACUGGCAGCGGCUCCCAGCGAGGUCACGUCCCCCGACGUGGCGGUCGGGGGAGCGUGCGCCUCGGAUAUCCUGGCACACUGCAAGCACCUGCUUAGCAAGGACGCCGGCAAGGCGGCUCAAAGGAAGGCUAGCCUCAGUUGGAAGAUAGUGCAAGCGGCGAAGCUGGGACACGCCGCCAGCAAGGGAAAGGGCAAGGGGAAGGGCAAGUCGAAGAAGGGCAAGAAGCCCGCAGCUAGCCAGGCCGGCGCGCAGGCGGCGGCAGGGACGGGCGCCGCUACAGGGGGCGCGGCUGGGACAGGAGCGGCUGCAGGCGCGACCACAGUUCAGCAGGUACACCACCGGCACCUGAUGCAGGCAGGCGGUGCUGAUGCCGGCGCCGCGGGCGGCGCCAAUGCGGCCGGGGCAGCUGCCGCCAACGGCAGUGGCGCCGGCACAGCUGCCGCUGCGACAGGUACCGCGGCUGCCGCUGCCACCGGCACGGGCGCGCAGCAGACCGCUGCUACCACCGGUGCUGCCACCGCCGCGUUGGGCACAGCAACAGGUGCAGCAUCAGGUACAGGUGCCGCUGCUGCCGGCGGCGCCGCCACCGCUAGUGCACAUACAGCCACGGGCGCGGGCGCUAGCAACCAGACGGCUGCGGCGACCACGGCAGCAGCGACCACGGCAGCAGCCAACACCGCAACAACCACUGCCGCUGCCACGGAGGCAAAGUCUGCGGGCCAGGGCGCUGCAGGCGCUGCGGCUGCUGGCACAGGCGCGAACGGCACAUCAACUGCCGGGACUGGGACUGCUGGCGCAGCUGCCGACAAGGCCGCGACGACCACUAGCACAGCGGGCACUGCCGCCGCAGCUCAGACUGCCGCCGCCACCACCACAACCAAAACCGCCGCCCAAGUCAGCACUACUGCUGCAGACGCCGCCGCUGCUGCCGCUGCCGAUGACGAGGCCGACGAUGAGGCCGACGACGCGGAGGAGGAUGCAGACGCCGCCGCCGCUGCGGAGGUGUCCCUGGAGACUAAGGCAGCGCUGGCGGAGCUGAACGCGGCGGAGUCGCAGCGGGACGACCUGUCUGUGGCGCUGCUGCAGCUGGGCCUCACCAGCCCCAUGACCAGCGGCCUCAUGGCCAUCGCGACGGCGCCGCUGGCGCGGUGCCUGCGCGGCGUGAUGCACGCCAGCGAGAUGUCCAUCAGCCCCAACACAGCCGACGUGGCGGACGAGUGCAAGGCUGAGGUGCGAUCGGUGCUGAUCAAGCGCGCCGGCGAUGUGCGCUACGACCCGCCGCUGCUGGCGGCGUGCGCGCACGACAUCAUCACCCACUGCGACUACCUGGGCGCCGACACCGCCGGCGUGCUGGGGUGCCUGAAGCUGAACAAGGGCGCGCUGCUGCCGGGCUGCCGCGGCGCGGUGACGGCGCGUCAGGCCGCCGCCGCCGAGGACCUGGCACUGGACCCCGACCUGCAGCGCCACUGCGGCGCGGAACGAGACGAGCUGUGCCUGGAGGCGGGCUGGGGCAGCGGCGCCGCUCAGGCCUGCCUGCUGGGCCACGUGCGCGGCUCGCUGCCGCAGGUGUUCUCCGAGGUCAUCUUCCCCACCUCGCCCGCUGCCGCCGCCGCCGUCGGCAGCGGCGGCGUGGCGGCCAGCGCUGCGGACGCGGCGCGGCGCCGCGUGGAGCUGUCCGUCAACUGCUCGGCGGCGCUGGUGCAGCGGCUGAUUGAGGAGGGCGAGGACAUUCGCCUCAACUUCAGGUUGUCAGCGGCGUGUGCGGGCGACAAGCAGGCGCUGUGCCGUGACGUGCGGCCAGGCGGCGCGGCGGUUCUGCGAUGCCUGGAAGACCACAUCGAGAGCCCUAAUAUGCAGGAGGAGUGCCGCGACGCGCUGACCGAGGCGCGGCAGCUGCGCUCCCUGGAUGUGCGUCUGGACCACACCUUCACCGCCUACUGCGGCACCGACGUGCGCACGCUGUGCAGCCAGGAGGUGACGGACCAGCUGGACGGCGCGCCGCACCAGGUGCCGUUCGGCCUGACGGCGCCCUUCGACUGCCUGCGCGGCAAGCUGGAGCUCGUGCGCGACGCCACCUGCCGCAGGCACAUGUACGGCUCGGUGAUUGCGGCGUUCAGUGACAACCGGUUGGAUGCGGGCCUCAUGCGCGGCUGCCACCAGGAAAUCGCGCUGCACUGUGGCCAGCACCCCGCGCGGGCCCUUGAGUGCCUGCGGGACAAGAUUGAACAGUUUAGCAAGGAGCAGUCGGCGGCCGUGCUCAAGGGCAAGGUGUCGGACACGUGCAUGCGGCUGGUGGUGGAGCGGCAGCUGCAGGCUGCCACCGACGUGGCGUUCGUGCCCGACCUCAUGGAGGCCUGCGCCAGGGAGCACGCCACCUACUGCGCCUCGCCCGACUUGGAGGGCGCCCGCGCGCUCGAGUGCCUGGCCGACCACCGCACCGAGUCCGACUUCGGCGAGCGCUGCGGCGAGGCGCUGCGCGACUUCCUGGCGGAGGCGGCCCACGACAUCCGCACCAUGCGCGGCCUGCAGGCGGACUGCAAGGAGGAGAUCGCCAGCAUGUGCAAGGGCAUCCAGCCGGGCGAGGGCCGCGUGAUCAGCUGCCUGCGCGACAACCGCGCCAACAUCACCGGCGACCUGUGCCGGCGCCAGGUGCUGCGGCUGCUGGGCUUCCUGGUGGAGGACCACCGCCUGGACGCCACACUCAAUGAGGCGUGUGCCAGCGACGUCCAGAAGUUCUGCGGCGGCGUGGAGGUGGGUGACGGCCAGGUGCACGACUGCCUGCGCCGCUCCGCCGACCACCUGUCGCCCGAGUGCCGCGCGGCGGAGGAGGAGGUGGAGCAGCUGGAGCACGAGGACGUGCGGCUCAACCCCAAGCUCAUGCGCGAGUGCCCGCUGGCCGUGUCCUCCUUCUGCGGGGAUGUGCCGCCCGGCGACGCGCGCGUCAUCAGCUGCCUACAGAGCAACAUGGACAAGGGCCACUUCCCGCCCGGCUGCCGCGCCGCGCUGCUGGCGCUCACCGACCGCGCCUCCACCAAGUACUCGCUCAACUACCGCCUGCGCCUGGAGUGCGACGAGGACGCGGACCGGCUGUGCCCCGACGCCGUGGAUGAGGCGGGCCAGUCGCGCAAGGCCAACACCGGCACCGGCGGCUCGCACAAUGAAGAGACCACUCUGGCCUGCCUGGCGCGGCAGUCGUCGCAGCUAGGGACUUCAUGCCGCUCUGAGCUGCAGGCGCUGGUGAAGCUGUCGCUCAACCGCUACCGGGUGGGCAUGCCGCUGACCAGCCAAUGCGAUGGCGACGUGAUGCAACGCUGCCAGGUUGACAAGUUGGCGGCGCCGUUCCUGCAGAGCGGCUACGUGCUGGGCUGCCUGGCCAAACACGCCGCCAAGCUGCACAAGCCCUGCUGGGAGCUGGUCUCCACCAUGGACGAGGGGCAGUUCAAGCGCGCGGCCGCUGCGGAGAGCACCCACUGGGCGGCACAGGGCGGUGGUGGCAGUGGCGGCCCGCUGGACGCCAAGGCGCUGGCCAAGGUGGUGGCGGACGUGCGGCGCGACCUGGAGCCCCGGCUGUUCAACUCCGUGCACGAGCAGGUGAACCGCAACGCGCACGUGGUGGCACGCAACGUGUCGGGUGCGCUGCUGAUGAGCAUUGCGCCCAAGGUGAACGCGCUGAUGCACACCACGGUGUCGCUGCUGAUGCUCACGUUCGUGGGCAUUGUGGGCGCGUUCCUGGUUUGGAGGCGCUACACGGCCGGCCGCGGCGGGCUGCUGGUGGUGCGCAAGGACGGGCGCGUGUGAGGCUAUUGUAGCCAUGCAGCGUGCGACGUUUGUGCAUGGGGAACAGCUGUGUUCGUGAUGGGGGUGAUAGGUAGACGUGACCAACAGGGCGCUGGUGACCAUGGUGCCGUGCGUGACCAAGCCGUGGGUGUGAAGAGUUCAGUGAGCACAGCAUGCGGCCACGCGUUUUACUGAGUAGGGAAGUGGGCGAGCAAAGCUUAGGACGGUAGCAUGCAGACAAACAGACAUGUGGAGGG